CUAUGCAGUUCUAGAGCAUUCCUCUCCGAUCAGGUGAUCUGGUCGAAAGUCUUCAGAUACAGCGGACUCGGAUACUUACAAAAAUGAUGGGCCUACUCUCCAAAAAAAAUUUUCUUCAACUUCCAAUGUUCUUGGCUUUUGCUUUUGGUCAAGUCUACUACCAGCCAGAGCAGAUUCAUCUUUCUUAUGGAGAUGCGCCCACAAAGAUGGUGUUGACCUGGGUUACCAUGGACAACACAACGACCUCGGAGGUUCAGUAUGGUAUUAAAACCCUUGGUAGUGUGGCUAAAGGAACAAUAGACCUUUUUACUGAUGGAGGUGCUGCCGCUAGGAAGUUCUACAUGCAUAGGGUCAUUGUAACUGGGCUCACUCCUGGAACAGCAUAUCGUUACCGUGUUGGAAGCACAAACUAUGGGUGGAGUUCUCUGUAUACGUUUACAGCCAUGCCCGGCCAAGGAGCAGCAUGGAGUCCGCGGUUUGCUGUUUAUGGCGAUAUGGGCAACAAGAAUGCUCAAUCUUUGACCAGGUUGCAGACUGAGGCUGAGAAUGGAAAUUUUGAUUUUAUUCUUCAUGUUGGUGACUUUGCCUACAAUAUGGACACGAAUGACGCCACAGUGGGUGAUGCAUUCAUGCGCCAGAUAUCCAGCAUCGCAAGUUACAUUCCUUACAUGACCUGUGUCGGCAAUCAUGAAGCUGCGUACAACUUUUCCAAUUAUAAGAGUCGCUUUACAAUGCCACCAGCUGGUGGAGAUGGUCAGAACAUGUGGUACAGCUUCAACGUCGGUCCAAUUCAUUUCAUUGCCUGGGACACUGAAGCCUAUUAUUACAACGGAGCAGGAUAUGGUACCGCGCAGAUUUUCAACCAGUUUAAAUGGUUGGAACAAGAUCUCAUGGCAGCAAACACGGCAACCAACCGCACCCUGCAGCCGUGGAUCAUAACCUUGGGGCACCGUCCCAUGUACUGCAGUAACAACGAUGACGCUGAACACUGCAUCAAUCCAGAGAAUGUCGCCCGCAUAGGUGACCCGAGCAAAGGGUGGCCAGGCGUAGAGGACCUCUUCUACAAGUAUGGUGUAGAUUUAGAGUUUGGAGCCCAUGAACAUUCAUACGAGAGAUUAUGGCCAGUCUACAACCUGAGGGUCUGUAACGGAAGCCUCAAAGCCCCCUACACCAAUCCGACUGGUCCAGUCCACAUUGUCACAGGCUCCGCGGGCUGUCAAGAAGGUGAGGACCCUUUCUACACCAUUCCUUGGCCCUGGAGUGCCACCAGAACUGACGAUUAUGGCUACAACCGCUUUCAGGUUUUUAAUGCUACUCAUCUCUACAUGGAGUACGUCUCUGACGAUAAGGAUGGGAAAGUCAUUGACCAGAUGUGGUACAUAAAAGACAUACACGGAGCAGGACUCUUCACUUGCCAUCUCCCUUAGAAGCAACCACCAAUACAAUAGAGCGAUAAGUGGAGACGACGAGAAAGGACAAUAUGCCAAUAUAGCAAUCAUAACCUAUAAGAACUUAUUGCGCACUCGCAAUCUUGAAGAAUUCCAGUGCAAAUCCGCCAUUAGUGACCUCAUUGGCGCAAAUAACAAUUUAUCUUGACCUCGAUUCAAAAGGCUUUUCAAGGAUUGUGAUUCAAACGAUAAUAUCAGCCACAAACAUUCUUUAUCAACUUAUUGAACUUAAUAAAGAUGAUAUAUGGAGAAAGGAGUGCACAAAUAUCAUAUUGAAGAUUAUUUUGAGAACUAUUUAGGCCGAUUCACUCAACUACUUGCGCGAUCUCGUCACAAUCGUCUUGUGGUGACGACUCGGACUGAUUUUUCAUGAUGGCGACAUCGAAUGGCAAUUAGAGGGACUGCGUCCGUCCCCUAACCUUGGCGUUCCCACUAGCCCCUCCAAUGUUAGAGUAUAAUUGCGUACUAAGAAUUGUAUUGGCAAAAACAUUAGUAAACCCGAUACAUGUAUAUCACCUUGACAUUAUUCCACUGAUGUCCGCCUAACGUUCAAUAUAUGAACUGAACAUCCGCGAAAUGAUUUGACGUUGAGUACUGCCAGACAUCCGAAGAUUAUGUGUGUUGUAUAGGCCACCUUUGGAUGAGGAGGAAAUUGUCAAAACGCCUUUCAAAAAAUGCCUGAAGGUACACUAUAGGCAAGGACCAGGUAGAUCAGAUUUUCAAAUCACACGAAGUCGACAAAGAGGGAUAUUCCGUCCUAUAAAUAACAGUACAUCAAAAUUAUUCAUGCUUCUACAAUGUAUAUAAGAAAUAAAAUCAUAAUGCCGAAUCAAACAAAACCACGCCUCCUUAUCUUGCAUACUCUAAUGACUUAAUCACAGCCAUUUCAACCCCCUAGUUCUUGCCUAUAUAGCACCCUGUCCUAUAAAAGGAACUAAAAUGCUACUACAAUUUCAUGUCAUUAAAUAUUGUAUAACUGAUAGACUUUCAUUUAUCCAAACCCACUUAAUUCCGGCAUUUGUCAAAAGCACUGACGCAGACGCUAGCAGACAUCAGGCAAGGAUCCUCGUUUUGUGAGUUGUCGCCAAUUAAGGGAGUUUCCCCUCUCGCACCUGCAGGAUCGAUUGUGCCCCUCAUGCCAAAGUUAUGUGCGACGUCACUAGAUUUACGAGUCACCAGCAGUGUAUUAUCUAAAACAUAGAUUUGCGCAAAGGCGCAUAUCUGUGCUUGCCUUUUUGAUCUCAGCGUCGUAUUCCAAAUGUUUUCUGUCAAUUGGUUGAACUUACUUGACAAUCGGUAAGAUUUAUAAUGUGCGAUAUCUUCAUCGCACUUUCUUUUUAACUGUGUAAAAUGAUAUAUGCCGCCACGUUUCAGCGCAGCUAGCUGAGGUGUUUUCCCGUGUCACACCCCGAUCAAUAGGCAUUAAUUGCCGUGUCUCCAUUUCUCCAUGCGGGCAAAGUCGAAUGGAGUUUCGUGGGCCUUGUCGCCCAAAUAAGCGACACCUCCCAGAAUUGGCGACAACUUGCAAAAUGAGGGUCUGCCUGAUUUGUCAAGUUGAUAUCUGCAAGGUUCACACCAAGUCUUGCAGGAUCUUAAAUGGACGUUACGGACCCUGGAGGUCGGCAUGUCGCCCCGGGUUCCUAAAAACAUCUUGUACAAAAGCCUGACUGCUCGUGAAAUUCUGAAAUUGCGAAUUUUCAGGAUGUAGGCCCCUAUACGAGACAAGUUUGCAAAAUAAGUCCCUGGCUGCCUUAAAUCUCAUUUACAUAAUAAAAAUAAUAAACUGUGUACUUCAGCAAUGUAAGUCUGAUGAUGUCCCGCAACCGUAAUCUGUCAUUUGCGUCUAUCUUUGACCAUUCAUAUCACAGCCGGGGGGGGGAUACUUUCAUCUUGUAGUUUUUUCAAAUCAUCCACUCAUUGUCGACCUUUAGACGACAACUGAAAGGAAGGAGGAGAAAGAGAACAUGUAUGUUUGUAAAAAGAGUCAUAGGUCUGGCGCGCAUCAGUGCCAAACUUCAGAAGCAUGUGGUUCAAAAAGAAUUAUAUACAUCGCACGAAAAAUAUUUCUAUACAGAUUUUUUGCUAGUUCCGGCUGGUGAAAACCGCAUGUCAUUCCGACCUCCUCAUUCCGAUUACGCUGGUGAUUCAAACCUUGGUGUACGCCGAGGGGUAUGUCAAUUCAUUCAGGCAGAGGAUAAUUUUAAGGUGGUUACAAAUUCCAAUAUAUAUGUACCUGUACUAGUAAAUGGCAAGGCGGACUUGAUUAUCUUCCAAUGAAUGUGUAACGCCUAAAACAUGUAAUGUUCUCCUAGGGCUUUAAAAUAAAUUGAAU
Molecule: messenger RNA, 3780 nt
Organism: Lineus longissimus
Lineage: Eukaryota; Metazoa; Nemertea; Pilidiophora; Heteronemertea; Lineidae
Product: acid phosphatase type 7-like
Exons: 12
Coding region: 84-1427 (447 amino acids)
Molecular function (GO): acid phosphatase activity; metal ion binding
Source: RefSeq, a predicted model, not a curated record